Girardinichthys multiradiatus is the source of this 2104-nucleotide messenger RNA. It is a transcript of the gene ccnj, whose product is annotated as cyclin J. Gene Ontology annotation, biological process: regulation of cyclin-dependent protein serine/threonine kinase activity; mitotic cell cycle phase transition. Gene Ontology annotation, cellular component: nucleus; cyclin-dependent protein kinase holoenzyme complex; cytoplasm. NCBI's taxonomy places the organism in Eukaryota, Metazoa, Chordata, Actinopteri, Cyprinodontiformes, Goodeidae. The coding region runs from base 490 to 1389 and encodes 299 amino acids. Gene Ontology annotation, molecular function: cyclin-dependent protein serine/threonine kinase regulator activity. The record is from RefSeq and is a predicted model, not a curated record. The transcript is spliced from 7 exons.
CCCGGAGCAGUGCGUUUUUUCGAGCAGCACUUGAACGCACCUGCGUAGUUUGAAGAACUCGUGUUGCUGCAGCCUGCGAGCCAACAAUGAGCGGCUAGAUUAAACUGCACUUUGCUCCAGUGAAACUACACGCAGUGCUAGGCACAUGUGCUCAUUGUAAGUUGUCUUAAAUGGAGCUAGAGGACCAAUGGUGGAAGGGACAACUUGCUGCAGAUAUUUACCAGGCACUCAGAUACAAAGCAGGCAUGGCAUUAUGACCACAUGCUUAUCAGUGUGCGGGUCCCCUUGUUUCUUCCCUGACCUGUUGAGGGAUGGGCUCUACUACACCCCUGAGGAUGUGCUAAGGAGCUCAAACUGCCCUCCUACAAAGGUCAGUCCCCUCAGCUGAACCUCAGACGAUACUUUGCAGACCUCAUUGCCAUCACCAGCAACCGCUUCCGUCUUUGCCCCGCGGCCAGACACCUGGCCGUCUACCUGCUGGACCUCUUCAUGGACCGCUAUGAUGUCACGGUCCAGCAGCUUCACAUGGUCUCACUUUCCUGUCUUCUUCUGGCAAGUAAAUUUGAAGAAAGAGAGGACCGUGUGCCAAAGCUGGAAACCUUGAACAGCCUGGGGUCCAUGAGCUCCAUGAACCUAGUUCUGACCAAGCAGGGCUUACUUCACAUGGAGCUGCUCCUGCUGGAAACAUUCAGCUGGAAUUUGUACCUUCCUACAGCAGCUCAUUUCAUAGAUUACUAUUUGUCUAUCGCCGUCCUGGAUGGAGAUCUGCAUGAUGGUUGGCCUAUGGCCAGCUUGGAGAAGACCAAGUCAUAUAUGGCCAAGUAUUCGGACUACUUCCUGGAAGUCUCCUUACAAGAUCACAUCUUUCUGUGCUUUGCUCCCUCACUGGUGGCUGCUGCUUGUGUGGCCGCGUCACGCCUCAUCCUCCACCUGUCCCCGAGCUGGGCGCCCCGACUACAACGCCUCACGGGCUACGCAUGGGAGAACCUCAUGCCAUGUGUGGAGAAACUACUCAUGUGUGUACCUACAGUGCCUUGCAAAAAUGCACAUGACAGUGAUGUGAAAGAGGCCAGCAAGCAAAAGUGCCAGCAGCAGCAGCAGGGCCAAACUGUACUCCACAGUUCAGGCCAGCCAGCCACUGUGACACAGUACCUGCAACUGCCCUCCAUGCAAUACCCUCAGAAGGCUCCACAAGCAGGCCUGGCUGCUAACCACAGGUCUGUGUCCUACGCCAGCCACUCGACUAGCAGCCUGCAGGGUUCCAGCGGUCCCCAGCAUUGCGACACACAAGCCAUCGCCACUUCCCUGGAUCCAAAUCCUGGCAUUUCCAACAGGGCUUACCCAGUGAGCAUGCACUAUAACUACUCUGCGCCAUGCUUCGACAGAUGAUCACCAGGUUGUUAUUUGGGAGAGGACCAGAUACAAUCAUUUGAUUCGCCAGAGUGUACAAAAUCUUGUUUUUAAUUUCUAGAGACUUGAUAAGAUUUAUGCAGCACUUUGAACCGUUCAGGUGCUUUGCAUUGUGCAAUAUGCCUAUAAUGCUGUGGUUUUCAGAGCAUAGCCUGCACGGGGAUGUUUCUUUUCUUAAUGGUUGAGAUAUUAAGAGUGAAUGUUGUUUGCGAGGUGCUUUUGAUGCACCGUUUUGCACCCGUCUCUGCUAGUGUUACUGCUGCUGACCAAAAAGCCUUGUGUUAAUUUUAUGCCAAAGUAUACCUGAAGUAUUAAUUACCCUGUGCUAAAAGUUAAGAAAGCAGUAGCAAAAAGGGGAUUUUUGUCAAGUUUGUGGUUUAAAUAGGAGUUUGUGUUGUGUUCUUGUUGUUCCCUUCUUUUUUAUGUUUUUUCUUUCUAAUUGUUUGGACAAAUGUCAAGAACAAAGAUGGUAGCUGUGCAGCAUGUGAAAAUGAUCCCCCAUCUUGGAAAUAAUUCCCCCACUGUGAACAUUGCAGUCAGUGAUGUGCACUUCUACAGUUAUUUUAAAUAUAACCUAUGUUAAGGAUGAUCCAGUUCAGGGGGUUUGGUUUGGGGGGAAACAUGAUAGUUGCGUUACAACUUGAAAUUUUGUCAGGUUCACUGCACAAAAAUCCUUAAACAUGGCUGACCCCAA